CUAUUCGUUUUUGUUUGUGUCUCUCCAUUUCCGUAGAAUUGUUUGUGCAACUUAAAUUACGUUAACAAUACACAGAAUUGUUUUCAUUGCAAAUCACUUGAAACAGUGGAUCGUAUACGGCUGCCAUUUCGUUAGAGUCUCAAUUGAUGCCAAUCGUUUGAGUAUGUUCUAGUACGUGCCCGAUAAGCGACGAUCGAUUGUGUAUUAGUUUACUAUCAGAGUGUAACACAAUCCAGACAAACAUCGAUCACAUCAUAAUCAAAAGUGAUGGCCAACCGAAACAUAUCACCGGGCACUUUGUGUGCUUUAGGACUGUUAUUAUUAGUUCAAUGUCAAGUGUUACGUGCUGAAAACAGUUGGCAAGCUCAGUGGCAAUAUGAAUCAAAGUGCGAAAAAAAUCAAACUGAAGAGUGUUUAUUAAUACACAUGAACACUGCAACUCAUAUCAAUUUAAGCAUAACCAAUUUAACUGAAACUGAACUACAAACAAUUCGAGUGGUUAGCAACGAAACCGAUCGUCUGUUGGUGUUAACGGAAAUUCUGCCGAAGGAUAUCGAAGGUGGCAAAUGGCAAGGACCAAUUGACAUUGAGGCGAUUUUUAUUGGAAAGUCUUAUCUCUUUGUGGAAAUUACUAAGAAGAAUGGAGAUCGGGAACGAUCGCAAGAAUUGCUCGUUGUUAUCGUUCGUCCAGAGAGACUAAUUGACACGCUAUUCAUUAUUUGCGUUGCCACAUUGGUUUCGAUUUUGUACAUCAAUUUUGGAGCUGCAUUGGACUUGGGCAAAGUCAAAGGUGUACUGCGUAGACCAAUUGGACCAGCUAUCGCAUUUUGCUGUCAUUUUAUAUUUUUGCCAUUGUCAAGUUAUGCGCUUGGUUUGUGGCUAUUCCCGGGAAGGGCUGAUAUGCAACUUGGUCUUUUCUUUACUGGAAGUAGUCCCGCUGGUGGCGCUUCAAACACAUGGACCGUGCUUCUCGGCGGAAACCUUGAUGCUAGCAUCACAAUGAGCACAACCAGCACUUUGGCAGCUUUUGUUAUGACACCGUUGUGGAUAUUUACGCUCGGUAAAACGAUAUUCGAUCGUGGAAACAUGAAAGUACCAUAUGGCCAAAUCGCAAGCUCUGUCUUCAGUUUAAUCAUUCCGCUUGCAAUUGGAUUGUUAAUUCAACGAUACUAUCCACGCGUAGCACGUUUCUUAGUGCGUAUUCUAAAAAUAUGUUCAGCGUGUUUAAUUCUGUUUAUUGUUAUUUUUGCAAUUGCUACGAAUUUGUACCUGUUCAAACUGUUUACCUGGGAGAUCUAUGUGGCUGGUCUAUUAUUACCGUGGCUGGGAUAUUUUGUGGGCUGGCUGGCAGCACUGAUAUUCAGACAAGAGUACGAGGAUCGUUUGGCUAUCUCAAUUGAAGCAGGAAUUCAAAAUACUGGAAUCGCCAUUUUCGUUCUUCGUAGCGCAUUGAGUCAGCCAGAAGCCGAUUUAACGACCGUUUUGCCGGUAUCAGUGGCGAUAAUGACUCCAUUCCCGCUGAUUGCAUUUUAUCUUUGCCUCAAAGUUCGAGAAUGGUUAGUACGGUCCAGGCAUCGCUACGAUAUAAUUCCCUCUGAUGAAUUUAUGCGAUAACCUGGAAUCGACGUCGACGCGAGCGUGAAUUUCCGGCCGAGAUAAAAGAAUGCAUCCAAUCCCAGGAGAGUGGAGUUUACUAGAGUACAACCACAACAAAACAAUUCAAAUAGUGAAAUGAAUGGAAAUUUCAAUUAGUUUCAUAUCAUGGUUGCGGUUUCAAAAUCAAUAUUUAAGAUAUAAAAAAAGAUUGUAUUUAUUCAUUUUAUUUUGUUUUGUUGCUGUUGCACCAUCAUUGGAUUUAUGUUUUUAUGUUAUCUGUUAAACAGGCAAUGUAAAAGCCUAAGCAGCAUCUGCAGAGACUGAUCAGUUAGCCUUUUACAAUGUUUGUGAAGAAGGAUUGUUUCACAUGCGAAAGAAUUAUUUUUUUUUUUCGAUUUUAGUUAGAAAAGUGUAGCGUAGUACAUAUUGCUCAAAUUUGGUUGUUGAGAAAACGUUUAAUCAAACAUUAUUAUCGUUACUUACAAAAUAAUGGACGGACACCCGUUCCACUAAAUAAUAAGUAAAGUAAAGCAAAAUAAAAGACCAACCCAAGCAUGGUGGCUUCCGUAGACAAUAACAACAAAUAAAAAUGUGAUCAAUUUACAUACACACAAAAUCGUAAUGAGAAUGAGGAAAAUUAUUUUAACGUUUUUUUUUUAAUGAAAUGAACGACUCUUUCUAGAAACAAAAAAAAAUGAAAAAUCCGAAUUUUUGUCUCUUAUAAAAGGAAAAUUGUAAAAUUUCAUAAUAAAAAUCGAUUGUGUUUUUUUUAUGGAUAAAAGAUUCAAA
Molecule: messenger RNA, 2385 nt
Organism: Sitodiplosis mosellana (orange wheat blossom midge)
Lineage: Eukaryota; Metazoa; Arthropoda; Insecta; Diptera; Cecidomyiidae
Product: ileal sodium/bile acid cotransporter-like
Exons: 6
Coding region: 268-1614 (448 amino acids)
Cellular component (GO): membrane
Source: RefSeq, a predicted model, not a curated record